Messenger RNA from Henningerozyma blattae CBS 6284, 771 nucleotides. RefSeq lists its product as uncharacterized. The record is from RefSeq and is a predicted model, not a curated record. Lineage: Eukaryota; Fungi; Ascomycota; Saccharomycetes; Saccharomycetales; Saccharomycetaceae. The transcript has a single exon. Bases 1 to 771 code for a protein of 256 amino acids.
AUGAAAUUUAAAACUUUGAUUAUUUUAUCACUAACAUUUAUUCAAUAUUCAACAUGUCGUAAAAAUAAGAAUUCAAAACAGAAAAAUGAAGAACUUCAAAUAAUGGGUGAUUCUAUAACGAAUGAUUUGGAUUCCAUGUUUUUACAUAUGGAUAUUAGUAAUUUAAAUAUUCAAAGUGUUGAACAAAUCUUAGAAUUAUUAAAGCAAGAAGAAAUACUGAAUGAAAAUGGUUCUUUAGAAAGUAUGGAAUGGAAUGAAGAGAAAGCUAACGGAAUCAAAUUAUUACUUGGAAACAUUUUUACUGAAAAAGGGGGCAGAUUAAAAUCUAUCGAAGGGGCAGAAAGGUUUCCCGAACUUCAAACUGUCAUGCAAAAAUAUGCGUCACUACAAGAUUUUGGAGAUCCUUUUGGUACGGUAUACGGUACUGAAUUUACAACUCCAUAUGGAAAUCCAUGUUUGACCCCUGAAGAUUUACCGUGCAAUAGUGAAGAAGAGUUCCACAAAUCUGGUGAAACUGAAUUGGAUAAGAAAUCUGCUCCAAAAGUUAUUCAAACUAAAAAGAUUAAAACUGCUAAACAUAAACCUAAAGUCACAAAUAUUACUAAAACUUAUGGCCAAGCAGACAUCCUAGCUAGACCAAAAGUCGAAAAAGAAGAACCAGAAACAAAAAUUAUCACUGAAGAAAAAUUGAACUCUGCUAUUAAUCUCCAACCUACAGGUUUAUUUUUUAUUUUAAGCUUUAGCAUUAUAUUUUUAAUCCUUAAUAUCUAA